GGUCAUCGGGAAGCUCCAGUUUUGCGGGGAGAGGGCUGCAUCCAACCCUUCCUAAAUCAUCACCCAGAGGCGCCCACUGACUGACAGGGACGCAGAGGAUGCAGGGGAGUAAGAAGUGCACGGACGGCUUCAGCGACUCCUCGAGCAUUGGCAGCGUGCUGGACGAUGCAGACAGGGAGGUGAGCAGCCUCACAGACCGGGCGUUCCGGAGCCUGUGCAUCUCAGAGGACGCGUCCUUCCAUGACUCCGACCUGGCCCUGUCCCCGGAUAUCACUCGCCAAGUGUUCGGGAAUUUUCACCAGAGAACGGUGAGCCAUACCCAUCGGAAAAGCGGCAUUUGGAGCCAGUUACCAUCCCAAGGCACGGAGCAUGCCGGCUGGGCGGCCACGUUCCAACAGCUGCCCAAGUACGUUCAAGGGGAGGAGAAGUAUCCCAAGAGCAGCCCCCCACUGACACCAGCCCAGAGGAGACUGGAAGUGCCCGUUUCCGGCCUGAGGAGCAGCAACAAGCCUGUUUCCAAAGUGUCGUCACUGAUUAAAUCUUUCGACAGGACUGAAAGCCAACGUUGUGACAGCAGGCCUCCUACCAGCAAGGCUCCAGCUCUCAAAAAUCCCCCCAAAUUUGCUCCUCUUCCAGAAAGCGGUGUCAACUUCUGCUUCGAUUCUGCCGUUUUGACGGUCAGGAGGGUGCCUGCUGAAGUCUCCAGUACCCACAAGACUAGCCACCAGGCUGGCAGGAAGCACGGACAGCAGGAGUCCCCCAAGAAUCCUGAAAUGGCCUGUCAUGGCCCCAACAGCUUCCUCCCAAUGCCCGAAAACGCAGCCAACUCAUUUGAGUCAAAGUUCCCCUCUCCGGCCCACAGGGCAGCCACCAGCGAGACUGGAAGGGGCCAGGAGUGGGCUCGCAAAGGGACCUUUCUUCAUAGUGAAAACAGUGCUUUUGAGUCAUGGAACGCCCACCAACCCAGGCUGCCUGAGAGGAAGGAUGCUGCUGACACUGUCACAGAAAGCAAGGCUCCCAAGCGUUACGAGGACACGCCCUUGUUAAGGGAGCCCCCGGCCUCUGAGCACAAAGCCUCCCCCUGCCACCUCCGGGCCGGCUGCGGUCAAGAGGAGAACAGGCUGGCCGCAGGGACUCACUCCACAUCUGGAACCUGGGGAUCUAGGGAUCUGGGAGCCCAGGGAUUUGCUACGGAGGGAAAAGCUUCCAGCUCACAGCCUGAGCCUCCACUGAAACCGACCCAUGCCCCCUGGAGGAAACCAAAGUCUGGGAAGGGAGGUAAAGAAAGUCUGCAAGAUGCUUCAGAAGAGAAGAAGCAGACCAGCUGGAGAGGCCCAGCCUUGCAUACAAAGCACAAUCCCCAGGGGCAGUUUCCAGAAAAGGAUGCCCUCGACACGCCUGUGGACCCCCACGAGCAUUACGAUCCUCCUUUCAACAUCAGUAAGCUUCUGACCCCUGUCAUACCCAACAAGCACGUGCUGGAGUCCUCCAACAACCAGCCAGCAGAGGUAACUCCGUCACCCACAGGACAGCUAAACGGAUACCAAGAGAAGGAGCCCGGUGAAUGUCAGUCCUGGGACAGUUACAAAUCCAAAGCCCCCAGCCUGCUGUUCAACCUCAAAGAUGUGCGGAAGUGUGUGAAGAGCACGUACAGUCCCUCACCUCUCUUGAAAGGUCCUGAUGAGAAAACCAGAGGCAAGCAAGAAUCCCUGAGCAACGGCGGCCUCCUUCCCAACGGGCUCGAGGAAGGCCCUCCAGAUGAGCUUUCUAAGGAGACACCAGCUGAUGCCCCUUCUGUGUCACUCAUCAGUACGCAGAAGGACCCCAAAGCUGACCCCGGUGCAGCCUCUGCAGACAACUACCUAACUCUCACCUCGCCAUCACCUAACGCCAAAGCGCCCUUCUGUGUCAAUGGCGAGGCCGGCGACAGGAACAGCUAUGAGAAGGACGAUGCCAGUGGAGAAUCGGAGAUGGGGGGUGCCAGGCCCAGCUGGCAUCCAGACUCCAGGGAACACUGCCCCAGGAAACAUCUGUCUCUGAAGCUUUGCAGUGGAGACCCUGAGGCAGGGAAGGCUGCGGAGGCCCCAAAGACCUCCGGCCUAGAGAAUGGAUUCUUGAGAUCCGUCUCUCAAGAUACAGAACCCGAGAGAGAGGCAAGGCUUCAGAAUCCAAACUUCAACCAGAAAUUCUCCCCAGGGCCCCUUUCUCCCGAGGAGGAAGAUGUGUUUUACAGUGACAGCCAGUCUGAUUUUAUGCCAGGCCUCAAAAGUAAGAGCAAAUUCAGCACCAGCUCUUCAGAUCAGUCCUUUGCCUCGUUCGAGGACCAGCAGAAGACGUGGUUUGCCGAGAGCCAGCAGGAAGAAAGGAGGAAUGACGUGAGUGUAGGUGACAGUCAGAAGGAUGAGAAGGAGAAAGUGAUGGAGGAAGAUGAACUACAAUACCGUACCUUGAGUAAUGGGCACGCAUGCAUGGAGGAGCACAGCAAGUGGGAAUCCUUGCAAGGAGAAGAGGAAAGUUUGCCAGAAGGUAGCCCCGGGAAGGCGUCGAGGGAGGAAGCUAAUUUCAGAGUCACUGGCAUUGGGGGAAGUAAGGAUACAGCUCUUUCACAUGCCAAAGACCUAACCCCUUCACCAUGUUCCACUUCAAACAAGCACAUACUCUUUGCAAUUAAAGACAACACCCUCAGGACCACCCCCGUGAUAAAACCCAUCAUGCUGCCCCUCCUGAGAUCCAUGUCCUCAGAUUCCCUGCUGGGCACUGGCCACAAAGAGGAGGAACUGCCAAGGCCAGGCUGGGGCAGGGAUGCUGGUCUUUGUGCCCCCGACAGCCGGGAAAUGCCCAGCACUCUGACACCCACCAGCGUGCAAGGCACACACUUGAAGGGGGCGGCCUGUGAGGCUAUGGAGGACUGCGGGUGGGGUCCCAGCGCAGCCAGGUCCGAGACGUCCCAGGCAGCCCCAAAGGGGUAUGUCCCAUUUCCUCCACUCACGGGAGAGGGCCAAGGGUUGAAGCCAGCCCGAGAGGCCGUACAUAAAGUCGUGGCCAGCAAUGGCAAGAGCAGUUCCAUAGACCAGGGGAAGCUGGAUGCUCCAACGUGCAUCCCCACGAUUGCUUUGCCAGAAGGCGACCUGGAAGACCAGCCACCCCUACAGAAGCUUGGAACCCGCUGGGAAGAGCAGGCACAGGGCUUCCAAAGUCAUUUUUUGUCUACACCCAGAGCACAGCCCCCGGGGAGAAGACUGGCCCCUGGUGAGCUAGCAGCUUCCCCCAGCGCCAGCUCCCUGGAAGAGAACAGUGCAUGCUCCCCUGCCACCAGCAGCAUUUACGAUGAUGCUUACCAGGCCCCCAGUGAGCCCAGCCUGCUGCCAGGGGAGCCUCCCCGCAGCAGCCCCUGGGCCAGCUCCCGCCCUGGCAGGGUGGCGCAGAGGGAGGACCUGACGCAUGCCCUCACGUGGGAGCCCGGCUCCGACCCCCAACUGGAGUCAUCAGCAGAAGACCUCAGGACACUUUCUCCAAGAGGCUCAUUGUUGGACGUGACCACCAGCUCAGCUGGCCUCCUGGAGAAGCCAGAGCCUCCUUCUCAGCUGGAGAGGGCGGCUGGCAAGCCUCCAGCAGUACCACCCAAAACAGAGAAGGCCUUGCGGCGGGCCAAGAAGCUAGCAAGCAAGAGGAGAAAGACCGACCAGCCACAGGAAAAGCAUGGCGAACGCCGGGAGGAAAAGCUGCACCCCGAGGACUCAGAGCGCAGGCCACCUUCCCCCGGAGAGAGGCCCCCAGCCAGGUUCCCCGUGGUCCGUUCCCUGCCCCCUCCCGUGCGCCGCCACUCAGUGUCUGCCUUCUCAGAGCCCAUCCAGAGGCGGCCUGGGGGCUCCCAGUCCCUUACACCCCUUUCCCCUUACCCUGCCACCCAGAAGGUCCUCCAAGACCCCCAAUCUGGAGAGUACUUUGUCUUCGAUCUGCCGCUCCAGGUGAAAAUCAAGACCUUCUAUGACCCAGAGACGGGCAAAUACGUCAAGGUCUCUAUCCCAUCCUCUGAGGGAGGUUCCCCUGAGCCAAGCCCGCCGGAUGCCCUUGCUGCUCCCUACGUGCUGUACCCGGGCUUCCGGCCCCUGCCUGUGACAGCCUUGAUGCCCCUGCGCUGCUCCUCUCAGCUCUCUGCCCCCACCUUCCUAAGGCAGCGCCCUCACACCAACGAGGCAGCUGGCCCCAGGCCCCAGAGCGCCCAAGAUGCUGGCCUGCAGCUGGCCUCUGAGCCUCCCAGUGACCCCACCCAGCACUCUGCAGGGCAGUGCCCUGAGGGGCGCCCCCAGAGCCCAGGGGAGGAGGUGGGAGAUGCUCCAAGACUGCAUAUCAUCUCCACUAACGACCUAGAGGACUUCGCCAUGGAAGGCAUUUCUUGAGAAUCACAGCAGACUAACCCACCCCCCGAUAAACCCAGAAGAGCUUACUUCUCCCUCCCCCAGAGCA
Molecule: messenger RNA, 4467 nt
Organism: Aethalodelphis obliquidens (Pacific white-sided dolphin)
Lineage: Eukaryota; Metazoa; Chordata; Mammalia; Artiodactyla; Delphinidae
Gene: CUNH10orf71
Product: chromosome unknown C10orf71 homolog
Exons: 1
Coding region: 99-4400 (1433 amino acids)
Biological process (GO): positive regulation of calcineurin-NFAT signaling cascade
Cellular component (GO): Z disc
Source: RefSeq, a predicted model, not a curated record